Molecule: messenger RNA, 669 nt
Organism: Rhipicephalus microplus (southern cattle tick)
Lineage: Eukaryota; Metazoa; Arthropoda; Arachnida; Ixodida; Ixodidae
Product: transmembrane emp24 domain-containing protein 2-like
Source: RefSeq, a predicted model, not a curated record
AUGUAUUCAAUGUACAUAGCGCUAAGGACAGUCGCAUUGGUGUUGUGCAUCGCCUACACCCACGCCCUGUUCAUCACCGUAGAUGCACACGCUGAGAAGUGCUUCCACGGCAAGGCGAAGUCCGGCAGCAAGAUGGGUCUCACGUUCGAAGUCACCGAAGGCGGCUUCCUGGACAUCGACGUGAAGAUCACUGGACUUGAUGGCAAACUGCUUUACUCCGGGGAACGCGAGUCCAGUGGGAAAUACAUAUUUUUUGCUGCCUAUGCUGAUAGAGCCUACCGCUACUGCUUUAGCAACGCCAUGUCCACGAUGACACCAACGAUCGUCAUGUUCUCCAUAGACAUUGGUUAUGCCCUGACCAAAUCACAGGAGGUAGAUGAAGUGCAUAGUUCCCAAGUUCCCAAGUUCUACCGUGUGGUAGAACUUGGGAGAAGCUUUGUUAAGGACUUUGCGACCAUUGCACGCCCCCUCACAGGCCUCUUCAAGAAAGACGCCUCUUUUAUCUGGGGCUAUGACCAAGCGUCAUCGUUUUCUCAACUUACGACCCUGCUCAAAACGGCACCAUUCUUGGCUCACAAUGAUCCAUCAGCCCCAACCGAGGCCACCACGGACGUCAGUGGACACGGCUUUGGAGCUGUGUUAUUGCAGCACCAACGGGGACACGACCGU